CAGGUAAAAACGUAGCCAGGCACAGUCAAGUCGACGCGGUUCACCUGUUGCAUCUUUUUCAACACGACACGUAACCUACCUGUCGCUUAAAAUGUGAAAUUCGGCGUCCAAAAUGCGGGGUUUGUGUAAAUUUUCACUGGUGGUGCUGGUUCUGUGCUUUUUCCAGUGCGGACAGUUCUCUGUGACCCUAGGAGAGGUGAAAUGCGGCCAGAGGACUUGCAAGGAGGCCGAAUACUGUUCGCCUUAUAACAGUAUUUGCGAGCCCUGCAAGGGUGUCUGCGAUAACAGUAGCCAUAACUAUGAUAAGGACAUCUGCGAGAAAAGCUGUCAAGUCUACUUAUUCGAUCAGCGGUACACCAGGGUGGGAGAGAGGGGUGGGGAAGGACCCGAAGAUUUGAGGGGUACCGUCCAACAACUGUCUCGUAUGGUUACUGUGACCCUCACUUUGGUAUGUUUGAUGCUACUAGUCCUUGCUGCCGUCCUUUGCUUCCAGCUCUACCGGUGGAAGGUCAAGAAAAACAUUACCUUCGCUUCUAUAAAAAACAAACUGCUCGGCAAAAAGACACAAGAGGACUCGACUCCGUCCAAAAACAACGUACCAAUGCCAGAGACCAAAAAGAAUGAUCUGCGACUAGAUAUUAUGCCAGCAACUAUCACCCACUCAGACCACAGUCCUGUAACGGUAACCACGUCCAUCAGCAGAAGACCAGCUGAAGACAGCACUCUAGACUACGCUUACGACAACCAUGCAAUGUCCAACAAUCCUAAAUAGAGCUCUUCUUCUUCCUCCCAGAGCUUAGUCUUCACCUGAUUUCUGUACAGAUUCACAUCACUGCGAAAAGGUACCUUGUAUCGUGUUAGCUUUAUUAUUCUUUUAGGAUAACUAGUUUAAGUUGUUCAAAAGCGUCUGGACUAGACUGUUGUAUUAUUGUUAUAUUAUUGUGUACAUUUUUCGCAAAUUUCGUUCGCUUUGGGGAGCUGUGCAAUUUUUAUUACUGUAGAACAGAUAGAAACUAUGUUGCAUAUUGAAUAAAUCAUUAUUUUUUCCUCGAGAUCAACUUCACUUAGUUCAAAACUAAUUUUUGAAGGAACAGGUAUGUCACAUCAUUGAAAAAUGUCUUAAUUUAUCUUAAUUAACUAUUUUCUAAUCCUUUGCCCCCUUCCUGGCGGCGCCUAUGACUCAUUGGAUCGUUCAUGCAAUCCCUGAACAUCUUUUUUUCGAUUUUGUGCCAUACCUAACGGGACUAGCAUAAAAUCUAAUUUAAGUACCAGCUGCUUUAGAGCACCGUUGGUUAUUUCAAUUUUCUUAACUUGAUUUUUAUUUUAUAACUAAGCACAUUAACGACGCCAUUAAAUUUUUACCGUCUAUAAAACCACAGUUAACUUAAGUAACAGUCCCUGGAUAGGGUAUUGCUUUCUCUUAUUAAACAAAAAAGUGUUCAUGGGUGUGCCGAGUUGCAAAAUAUUAGUUAAACGUACUUAAAUUUCAUCUAGUCACAACUAGAAUGUCAGCUUUAAUGUAAGCAUCACUCCUAAUAAUUAAUUUCGUUCAAUAAAUAUACUUAAUUAGAUAAUUAGGUUAUUGGAAAGAUUUAUGUAUAACUCUGUUAACAAAAAUGUAAACAGAACAUAGAGUCCCUUCUAGGUAAUUUUUUUUAGUUUAAAAUUAGCACAAAGUUAAAUACAU
Molecule: messenger RNA, 1687 nt
Organism: Anoplophora glabripennis (Asian longhorned beetle)
Lineage: Eukaryota; Metazoa; Arthropoda; Insecta; Coleoptera; Cerambycidae
Product: protein grindelwald
Exons: 4
Coding region: 113-772 (219 amino acids)
Source: RefSeq, a predicted model, not a curated record